AACGGUGUGACUCUUGGAGGAGGAGGAGUUGUUGCUAGAGCGUCCUUCCGCCGGCCCCUGAUACCGUCGCCGAGCAUGGCGGUUGCGCAGCGGGCGAACGGGAAGCGGUUACUCCUGCAGUAUCUGCGGAAAGCCUCGCCUUCGUUUUUUGCCUUGGGACCCUGCCGCCAUCGCCAUUACAAGAAGAAAUGGGCAGCGACUGAUCCUCGGCCAACUAGUACCAGAGUGGCUCUCCAGGUCUUUGACAUGAAUUAUGGAGACCAGUUUGGCAGCCUCUGGCCCUCAAUUCGCAUCAGUCUCCUAUCAAUGCAAAAAUAUGGGGCUCUAGUCAACAAUUUUUCUGAUGUAGAACAAGUCAUUCAGAGUCUGAAAGACCUGAGUGCAGUAGAUUUCAUCCAAGAAUCUCAGAAAGUCAUCAAGGAAUUAGAUUCCUCCAUUGAAGAAGAUGACAGCAUGCCAACUUCAUCUCUCCAAAUUCAGAUAGAACUUUCAAAGACUCAAGUACAGCAUUUUGCUUCUGUCAGUCCUAACAUCAAAUGUUACACAUUCCCUAAAGGAGACAUCAGUCGUUUUCGUCAAGCUAGACCAGACUUUAUAGGAAUUCUUGGUUACUAUCUCCUGGAUGCUGCCUCAAUUUUACCUGUUUUGGCUCUCAAUGUAGAGCCUGGAAACAUAGUCCUUGACCUUUGUGCAGCCCCAGGUGGGAAGACACUGGCACUUUUACAGACUGGGCAUUGUCAUGAGCUGACAGCCAAUGAUGUCUCUAUGUCUCGCACGGUCCGGCUACGUAAUGUCCUUCGCAGCUAUCUUCCCAAAGAGAUCCAAAACAUAAUGCAGGUUACUUCGUGGGAUGGAAGGAACUGGUGUCAUACUGAUACGGGUACUUUUGAUAAGGUACUUGUUGACGUGCCAUGCACAAAUGAUCGAAAGUCAGUCUUGGAAAACGAUAACAAUAUCUUCACGUAUUCAAGAAAAGGGGAACGUCAGAUGUUGCCAAUGCUGCAGCUACAACUGCUCAUAGCUGGAGUCCUUGCUGCCAAGCCAGGAGGAGAGGUAGUAUACUCCACAUGCUCUCUGUCUGAGCUCCAAAAUGAGUAUGUGGUUGAGAGAGCUGUGGAGUUAUUAAACAUCCAGUACAGCAUCAAUGUGAGAGUAGAGGACUUGAGCCAUUUUCGGACAUUGUUCCAGAACACAUUUUCUUUCUAUUCAAAUUGUAGAGUUGGAGAACUUAUCCUGCCUCACCUCACAGCUAACUUUGGACCCAUGUAUUUUUGCAAAUUACACAGAAUGAAUUAGAUUGAAGAAAGAACAGUGUAAAAGGAAGAAAGGGAUUUCCCAUAUAUUAUUAAACAUCUCUUCAAAAGUCGUAAUGGAAUUUA
Molecule: messenger RNA, 1379 nt
Organism: Thamnophis elegans (Western terrestrial garter snake)
Lineage: Eukaryota; Metazoa; Chordata; Lepidosauria; Squamata; Natricidae
Gene: NSUN4
Product: NOP2/Sun RNA methyltransferase 4
Exons: 6
Coding region: 76-1296 (406 amino acids)
Biological process (GO): rRNA methylation
Cellular component (GO): mitochondrial large ribosomal subunit
Molecular function (GO): methyltransferase activity
Source: RefSeq, a predicted model, not a curated record